UCUUCUCUCAAAGGUAGUCAAACCGUGUAACAGAUGUUAAUGCACUUUGUUCCCUUUUCAGACUAAGAACUUGGACUUCCGUCGAAAGUGGGACAAAGAUGAAUAUGAGAAACUUGCAGAGAAGCGGCUCACGGAGGAGAGAGAGAAGAAAGAUGGCAAACCAGCUCAGCCCGUCAAAAGGGAACUUCUGCGGCACCGAGACUACAAAGUGGACCUGGAAUCAAAGCUGGGGAAAACCAUCGUCAUCACCAAAACUACCCCUCAGUCAGAGAUGGGAGGGUACUACUGUAAUGUAUGCGACUGUGUGGUGAAAGACUCCAUUAACUUCUUGGAUCACAUCAAUGGCAAAAAACACCAGAGAAAUCUGGGCAUGUCCAUGCGGGUGGAGCGCUCCACACUGGACCAGGUGAAGAAGCGCUUUGAGGUGAACAAGAAGAAGAUGGAGGAGAAACAGAAAGACUAUGACUUUGAGGAGAGGAUGAAGGAACUCCGUGAGGAGGAGGAAAAGGCGAAAGCCUACAAGAAGGAGAAGCAGAGAGAGAAGAAAAGAAGGGCAGAGGAAGAUUUGACAUUUGAAGAGGAUGAUGAAAUGGCAGCUGUGAUGGGUUUCUCUGGUUUCGGCUCAACCAAAAAGAAUCACUGAGCAGCUCUGGACUCUCCUCUUUGUUAAAACAGAUUGUUUUUACCCAGGAGACUCUGGAUAAUUCUUUAAAGACUUGACUGAGGACUUGUAUGUAAAUCUCCCAGUAGAAGUUGGCCGGAGGAGUCGAAAAGUGAUUCCAUUCUCUACCUGUGCUGCAGAACAAGCUCCACUUGUCAUUAGCUUCCCAUCUCCUUCUGUGUCCUAGAUCUGGCUGCUCAUCAAUGCUCUUUGGCCUUGUGUGUGCAGGGAAAUGUUCUGCUGGGUACGUUUUAGUGUCAAUAAAGUGCAGCACUUCUGUACAGAUGGCAUUGUUCAGAAUUAUUUUAAUUGUCAGCUGGGCAUCGUUGUUUUGAGGUCAUGUGUUUAAGGUGCAGAGAGGGAUUUAGCUUCCUUUUGGAUCAUGUAACUGAAGGAAUUUUGCCAUAGUGAGUGGGCAGUGCUGGUUUGUACAGCCUGAAUCUUUACUAGUUGUGCUGAAGCAGAGCUGAGGGCUGCAUGGAGUCUGGGUUGCUGAAUUUUUUCCUGUGUAUUUUAUCUGUAAGGGAUACUUCCCUGUUUUUCCUUGUGUUUUGUGUGAUAACUUUGAUAUCUUUGAUCCAAGGGAGAAAUUCCUCCCCAGGACUGAUCUAGGAUAGAGCAAAUGAAAAAACAGUGUGCACAAUUUGCCCAAAAUAAACUGAUAGUUUUAAUUGGC
Molecule: messenger RNA, 1337 nt
Organism: Oxyura jamaicensis (ruddy duck)
Lineage: Eukaryota; Metazoa; Chordata; Aves; Anseriformes; Anatidae
Gene: ZMAT2
Product: zinc finger matrin-type 2
Exons: 5
Coding region: 272-643 (123 amino acids)
Biological process (GO): mRNA splicing, via spliceosome
Cellular component (GO): U4/U6 x U5 tri-snRNP complex; spliceosomal complex
Molecular function (GO): zinc ion binding; nucleic acid binding
Source: RefSeq, a predicted model, not a curated record